Xylona heveae TC161 is the source of this 1851-nucleotide messenger RNA. RefSeq names its product putative cell division cycle protein Cdc20. Bases 1 to 1851 code for a protein of 616 amino acids. Lineage: Eukaryota; Fungi; Ascomycota; Xylonomycetes; Xylonales; Xylonaceae. Gene Ontology annotation, molecular function: ubiquitin ligase activator activity; protein binding; anaphase-promoting complex binding. The transcript is spliced from 2 exons. Gene Ontology annotation, cellular component: anaphase-promoting complex. The record is from RefSeq and is a predicted model, not a curated record. Gene Ontology annotation, biological process: positive regulation of anaphase-promoting complex-dependent catabolic process; anaphase-promoting complex-dependent catabolic process; positive regulation of ubiquitin protein ligase activity.
AUGGCAGCUGUUUCAGUUUCUACUCCCCUCAAGAGCCAUCACGGCAUUUUCUCUACUCGGACCGCUGGCGGCCGCAUGCCCCUUACCCCAUCUCCAAGAGCACGUACCACAGGCAUUACCUCAAACUUGGCCAAUGACUCUCCAUUCACUCCUCCCAGACAAUGCUCUGAGAACACCCGCGCUACCUCAGUCUAUGGAGGCAACCUCACCUCCCACUUCGCUCGCUCUGUGUCGCGUCCUUCAUACCAGAGCUCCCCCAAAUCGAACAUCGCCCGACCUGCCAUCUCGCCGAGACGGCUCGAGCUGGGCGUUUCGGACUGGACAUUGACUGGAACCGGGCCUACUGCAAAGCCAGUUGUUUCCAGGGAGCGUACCCGGAAAGAGGGUGUCUCCAGACAGCGGACCGGAAAGACUACGAUUCGUGUUGCGCACAACGCCGCUGAUCGUUUCAUUCCAAACAGAACAGCAAGCGAAGCUGUGUCCAACGUCGGCGUCGCAAAGGUGGAUAUGGAAGAGCGUCGCUCCAAGACGAGCAGUGCUGACGGUUCUACUAUCCUCGCAAACUCGGCAAGUGCAUUCAGCAUUGGCGGCCGAGUUUCAGAGGAUGAUGCUACCAGCGCUCUGGAGAACUUGAAUUUGGAUGACGAUGAGGAGCGUCCCAGCACCUAUAGCCGCCCAGGCCCUGAUGCGCUUGCCUACGAAUCAUCUCUUGCCUCUGCAUGUGGCGUCUCUCUUAACACUCGAAUCCUUGCAUUCAAGCCUGCUCCCCCGGAAAGCUCGAAGCCCAUUGACUUGCGUUCUCAAUACAAUCGUCCUCUCAAGCCAGCUGGCUCUUCGGCCCAGUUCCGCCGACGCGUCAUGACUGCACCGGAACGUGUUCUCGAUGCGCCCGGUCUGGUUGACGACUACUACCUGAAUCUCCUCGACUGGAGCUCCGGCAACCAAGUCGCGAUUGGACUUGAGCGUAACGUAUACGUGUGGUCUGCUGAGACCGGCUCAGUCAACUCUCUUCUUGAGACGAGCCCUGACACCUACGUCAGCAGUGUGAGAUGGAGCGGUGACGGUGCCUACGUCAGCGUUGGUCUCGGAACUGGAGAGGUUCAGAUUUGGGAUGUGGAAGAAGGCACUAAGCUUCGAAGCAUGUAUGGACAUGAUUCACGUGUCGGCGUCAUGGGCUGGUCCAAGCACCUCCUCUCGACGGGUUCCCGCAGCGGCCUUGUCUUCAACCACGAUGUUCGCAUCGCCGAGCACAAGGUUGCCGAACUCGUAUCCCACACUUCUGAAGUGUGCGGCUUGGAGUGGAGACCCGACGGCGCACAGCUUGCCACUGGCGGAAAUGACAAUCUCGUCUCUAUCUGGGAUGCCCGCUCUCUUGCUGCUCCCAAGUUCACUAAGACCAACCACCGCGCCGCCGUCAAGGCUCUCAGCUGGUGCCCGUGGCAGCACAACCUCCUUGCUACUGGCGGUGGCUCGUUUGAUCGCCACAUUCACUUUUGGAACACCACCACUGGCGCACGCACCAACAGCAUUGAUACUGGCUCUCAAGUUACCAGCCUUCGCUGGAGCCCCCACUACCGCGAGAUUGUUAGCUCCAGCGGCUUUCCCGACAACUCGCUCAGCAUCUGGAGCUACCCUUCUUUGGUACGCAACAUUGAGAUUCCGGCUCACGAGACUCGUGUCUUGCACAGCUGUCUGAGCCCGGAUGGUCAGAUGCUUGCUACGGCUGCGGCCGACGAGAGCUUGAAAUUCUGGAAGUUGUUCGAGAAGAAGCCUGCUUCCACCUCUGCUGCUCGUGAGUCCAAUCUUGGACGGAAAGGAGCCGACAUGGUUAAGCAGAUGACGAUUCGGUAA